ACUAAAAUGUAAACAACCAACCCGUCUAUUUAGUGCAAACCAAUUCAACGCGCGGGCCGGGGGUCGAGCUAAAUCGAGUGCACCCACACAUUUGGGGUGUCACGUGACAGUGUUUAAUUUUCUGAACUUUAUGUUGGGUUCAAACAUUCAAAUCACGCUCAUCGAUGUUCCAGGUUUAGGAUGUUCUCAGGCAUGUUCACACAUUACAUCAAGCCCGCGCUGUCCAUGCAGCAGGUGGCAAAUAUUUUUGGGUUGCUUGGAUACCAUGCUUCAGAGGUCAGACGGUGUGAAGCGCUUAGGCUGCGUUCCCCAGCCCUUCCAGUGGACAUCCUCCUCCACCUGUCCUGUGCUUUCUUCGCUGCAUGCUGUGAGUGCCUCGUCCUGCAGUCUGCCAUAGAGCCCCAGGCCAGAGGGGUGGAGUGGGAGCUCAACCUGGUACAGGAGAGACAGCAAGGUCACAGCCUGCAGAUAGCGCUGGAUAACACCAAGAGAAGGUUAGAGACCAUACCACUGGAAGAUGACAUUCUGGACUUGGAUCUGUACACAGCAGAGGAGUUUCAUGUGUAUAAAGAAGUUGGGUUUGACAGACAUCCUCUCUGUUCACCAAUCGGGGAGGCCCGCGGCAACACAUCCCCAUCCAUUACAAGGGACAGCAAUGGGGUUUCCUCUCAAAGCGAGAAUGUCUGUGUCUCCACACUGAGCUGCCAGUUAGUGCCAACCAGAAACGCCAGCAAGCAAAGUCCAAAUAAAGAGUUGGCCAAAUCAGUGUGGAUAGUGUGGAUUCACACUCGCUGUCUGCACAAGCAUCCAGGGGACAGUCAGAUCUGCAGCUGCAUGAAGUCCUACUCUAGUCUAGGCGUAUCUGUCCAACAUUGCAAGAAUUGCAAUACCUUUCAUAGCGUGAGCUGUCCCCUUCUGGAUAUGUGCAAAGAAGAGGGCCAUAAAGUAAAACAUAGUGAUGGUGACAGUCCUACAGGAGCAGAGCGAGAGCAGUGGAUUAUUACCAAGGCAAGGAAGCCCUAGAGAUGGAGGUGUGUCUCCACCUCACAAGGAUCCACUUGAUGCAUUUGAAGCAAGAAGCCCUACCCCUCUGCCCAUUUCCAAAUCCAGAUCCUUAGGUUUCCUGCCUCACCUGCAGAGUCUUCCACACUAAUGCCUGCAAAGAGGUGGAGAUGUGUUAGGGAAACCAUGUGAUCCUUCAAUUGGGUGUCUGCACAAGUAGGCCAGGGUGCAAAAGAGUCCCUUUAAUCCUGUGUAGGUACUGCAGUGCUGAGUACUGCAAGGACUGUUGGUAUAGAACACCCCUUAAUUGUGCUUGUGGCCAACAUUUUCACUGGUCAUCCUCAGUUUAAAUUUAGAAAUCAUUUUAAAGGCACUUGAUGUACAUUGGGAAAAGCACUGAUUUAAAACAAUGCCUAAAAGGCUCCUUAGAAUCAAUAUCCCGUCAUUAAAAAAAUAUGCACGCAUGUCUGUAAGUCGCUUUGGAUAAAAGCAUCUGCUAAAUGGCAUAUUAUAUUAUUAUAAAAAUAAAUGGCAAUCACUUACAGUACCUUCCAAAAAUAUUCACACCCCUUGACUCUUUCCACAUUUUGUUGUUACAAAGUGGGAUUCAAAUUGA
Messenger RNA from Coregonus clupeaformis (lake whitefish), 1618 nucleotides. RefSeq lists its product as uncharacterized. The record is from RefSeq and is a predicted model, not a curated record. NCBI's taxonomy places the organism in Eukaryota, Metazoa, Chordata, Actinopteri, Salmoniformes, Salmonidae. Gene Ontology annotation, cellular component: cytoplasm. The transcript is spliced from 2 exons. The coding region runs from base 181 to 1023 and encodes 280 amino acids.